UUAGUUUAUCUAUAUAAUUGUUCAUUAGAACUGAAUAUAUAAUGUAACAUAAAACCUCUACAUGUGUUUAAAAAUGCGUUUCAAACGCACACUUGUAUACUUGUAAAUUUAAUUGUGCAAUGUCAAUAGACGGAAUUCAAAUUUGAAAAUAAAUAAUUUGCCUAACAUGUCUGCCUCAAAGGGUAAACAGCAUGGUCACGAUCAUGAUGACUGCAAAGUCACAGAUGAACUCAUACAUCAUUUCGAGGAGUUCUGCACACUAGCUGGCUCAAAAGAUCCGAAAAUUAUGACAACAAAGGCAAGUGGCAAGUUGGUUGAUGAUUGUCUUUCAGAUCUUAAAAAAUAUGACGCAAAAGCCAUAUGUGAUGCCAGCGUGUUCCCCUAUUGUAAAGAGCAUGGGAAACCUCACAUGGUGGUCAACAAAGAUAACGUAGAUAAAUUUAUAAAUAAGUUCGCCCAUGAGAUUGCUAAACGCAAAACAUCAAAUAACAAAAUCGAUGACAAAGACCCCGAAGUACUUGCAAUAAAGAAAACAAUUUGUAACUGCAUCACCAAAGAAAAACCUCAUGUACAUGAGAUUAAAGAAUCAGCAACAGGGAAUGUAAAGGGUCUAACAGAUGCAUCUAAAUUCACGGGGACAAGCAAAGCACGCUUUGACAAGGAUGGAAAAGGAAAGGGAAAAGAGGCACAUGAUUACGUACCAGAAGACUCCGGUUAUGUGUGUGGUUAUAAGGGUCAAGGAACAUAUGAUUCCAGCCAUUAAUUAACAAAAACAUAAUAUUUUGGUGAUUUGAGCCGCGCUGAACUUGUUAUUCUAAUGAAGAAGAAAGUAGAUAGGCAUAGAAACGUGAACUGUUCUUGUUGUGUCGCUUGACAUUUCGUUGAAUUGGGAUAUGGACUAUAUUUGAUUUUGAACACAUUUUGUUUUGUUUAUUUGAAAUACAUUUAAACUUGUAUUUGAUUUGAAUACACUUAUAUCCUUAACUUGAAAUAAAUUAUUAAAUUAAAAUAUAUGUAUAAAAAUAAUAAAAUAAAAUAUAUGUAUAUUAUUUAUCUGAUUGGAAUACAUUUAAAUUUUUUUUAAUUGGAAUAUAU
Messenger RNA from Ruditapes philippinarum (Manila clam), 1095 nucleotides. RefSeq names its product tubulin polymerization-promoting protein family member 3-like. The transcript has 4 exons. Gene Ontology annotation, molecular function: tubulin binding. Gene Ontology annotation, cellular component: microtubule. NCBI's taxonomy places the organism in Eukaryota, Metazoa, Mollusca, Bivalvia, Venerida, Veneridae. The record is from RefSeq and is a predicted model, not a curated record. Gene Ontology annotation, biological process: microtubule bundle formation; positive regulation of protein polymerization; microtubule polymerization. The coding region runs from base 167 to 763 and encodes 198 amino acids.